AGGGCUCUUACACAAAUUUAGGGUUCUUCGAGAUAGGCGAUGGAAGCGGAUGUGGCGGCUGCCCAUGCCGGGAUAGCGCAUUUCUCCCACCUCGCCGGCAAAUGUGAGAAUCUUGGGGCAUCCAGCUGAUUUUGCCUCGAAAUGGCUGCUUUCAAUCGAUUUGCGCUGUUGGGCGACGAUGAGGACGAGGAUCCUGUAGCGAAGUACAGCACGGCUGCCACCGCGGCGGCGCCUCCAGCUCCAAGCAAAUCCUCGCCCAAGAAGGAUCUCCAUCAUGCAAAGCUUCCUUCCAAGCCUCUUCCUCCGGCCGAAUCCGUGAGGGCUGAGAAGGAAGCCCAGGCCGGUCGUGGCCGCGGCCGUGGAAGGGCUGGAAGGGGCCGCGAGAAUCUCGUGGCUGGAGGAGAUUCUGCCAGUGAUCGCGACCGUGAUCACAGCGAUCGAGGUGGUCGCGGAGGAGGCCGAGGGGGUUACUACAACAGGAGCUUUGCUUCCGACGGUGAACGAAGUUUUGAUGGUGGGAGAGAUCGCCAAGGACGAGGUGGAGGAGGUAGAGGAGGCUUCUAUCCUCCAGAUGAGCAACGCAGCGGGGGCGCGCCACCAGAGGUUGCUGGGAGCAAGUUUGAGCAAGUUGUAGCUCCUCCUCCGGAUGCCUCGCAAGAGACUGACAAGAACACCGAAGACAAAAAAGAGGAAGCACCGGAAGAAAAAGAGAUGACACUGGAUGAGUAUGAGAAGAUAGUGCAGGAGCGGCGCAAGAGCAUCGGGGGUCACCAGAAAGCCGAGGAACGCAAAGUGGAAGCCGACAGUGAGCUCAGAGCGAUGCAGCUAGUGGACAAGAAGAACGAUGCCGACGUCUUUAUCAAACUGGGAUCUGACAAAGAUAAGCUCAAGAAGAAGGACGCGGCCGAAAGAGACGAGAAAUCUAAGAAGGCAAUCAAUAUCAACGAGUUCCUGAGACCAGCUGAUGGAAGCCCUCGCGGUGGAAGAGGGCGAGGACGAGGGAGUGGAUUCCAAUCGCCCUCUGGAGCUCGCUACUCGGCCGCUGGAGGAGGAGACGCUCUAAGCCCGAGCAUCAACAGCCCCCAAGAGUUUCCACAGCUGGGAAAGAACUUCGUAUCUUAAUGUAACUUCCGUCUUUUCCAUCAGACAAGUACAUAUAGAAUCUUCCUGCAUUGAUUCCA
Molecule: messenger RNA, 1181 nt
Organism: Selaginella moellendorffii
Lineage: Eukaryota; Viridiplantae; Streptophyta; Lycopodiopsida; Selaginellales; Selaginellaceae
Product: RGG repeats nuclear RNA binding protein A
Exons: 6
Coding region: 142-1122 (326 amino acids)
Cellular component (GO): nucleus; cytoplasm
Molecular function (GO): RNA binding
Source: RefSeq, a predicted model, not a curated record